Molecule: messenger RNA, 876 nt
Organism: Fragaria vesca subsp. vesca
Lineage: Eukaryota; Viridiplantae; Streptophyta; Magnoliopsida; Rosales; Rosaceae
Exons: 3
Coding region: 173-802 (209 amino acids)
Source: RefSeq, a predicted model, not a curated record
UAUAAAUUUACCUAGUUACCACACCUGGGUUCUGUGGCUCACCUCAGCCAUCUCUGCUUCUCUGAUCCUCCUUCUCUGCUUUGCUACAAUCCCAAUUAAGGAAAUGACAGUUCUCUCUUUUACCAGAGGGUGACCACAUUCCACCUUCACCAAAACCAAUCAGUCACAGACAAUGGCUCAUGAGCAGGAGGAAGGCUGGCCUCUGGGUUUGCAGCCAAUGCAUGUAAGAGUUGGGCUGGCUGCUCGAGACCGUGAAGUUUCUGGAUCGGUGUCGUUCAAUACUUUACUGACUGGCUCUCCCACCUCCACCACAGACUCUUCUUCCGAUCUAGAUACAGAGUCCACAGGGUCUUUCUUCCAUGAUAGAAGCAUCACCCUCGGGAACCUUAUAGGAAUCAAUAGCAUUCUAGAGCUAUCAAGAAGAUCAAUAAGAGGAAGAAAGACUGAUCAGAUUUGUAAGGACAAAAGUGGCAACAACAACAACAAAAACAGCACCAAGUUCAGAUUGUGUUUCUUCUCUCUAUGCUCAAGGGAUAGUACAGAUGGUGAGAAUGUCAAUAGUGCUAAAACUCCUCCAUCCCUUGGCCAUUUCCUUGCAGAAGAAAGAAGAGCAGCCAUUGAUGAAUACAGAAGAAACCCUCAAAUUUAUGGACCAGAUGAUGAGCUUGCCAUGGCUCAGCAGGCUGCUACAGAACCCAACUCCCUCUUUGUCAAUGGCCAAGUGGCUCCUCCUCAGUCUAGUCCAUGGUUUGAUUCAGAUGUUGACAGAAGAAAACCAUUGCUAUUUUCAUGCAUGUGUUGAUUGGCUUCUCUAUGCUUGUCUUAAUUUUUGUGUAUCAACCAGAAUUUCAUUUUAUUGUUCUGUUGAGCGUUUAG